CAGGUCUCAUGUUAUAUAAAGCAACUAGCAAUAGAAAAUGAGAAGUGAGAGAAAAGUUACCUCUUCUUGUUGCACUUUCGCGUCCCCUGCAAAAGUACCCCGCUGUUAGCGUCUCACUUGAUGCAGCUAGCAGCUAUCGGAGAGCUCCAUCCAUUUGCAAAGCAGACAGUCAAGAUAAGACGCCGCCGGCCGUUGCUCAUGAGCGUGUACUAAGAAGAAAACAGAUUUCUUCGAUCGUCCUUCUCUCCUUCAUCUCCUUCUCAUAUCUCGUCUUUCAUUCAAUGCUAAGAAACACUUCAUCUACUACUAAUUGAAGUGAUUGACAGGGAGCUACAUGGUCCCUUGUCGAAGGCUCUCUUUACACAAAGUCUAGAACCCUUCAACCUUCACAACUUCGAUACAACUUCGAGAUACACCGUCUUUGCCAAAAUGGCACCUAGUGCAGUGUCUCCAGAGCCUGCCGUUUCGAUUUCAGCCACCCACUCCCUUUCUUCAGUCACAACCGCGUACGAUGAUACCCUUCGAUUCUACCUCAAUGGCACUCGUGUCAUGCUGGACAAUAUCGAUCCCGAGAUAACACUUCUCGAGUAUCUUCGUGGCAUUGGCCUUACUGGCACAAAGCUUGGAUGUGCUGAAGGAGGAUGCGGAGCUUGCACAGUCGUAGUGUCCCAGUACAACCCCACAACGAAGAAGAUCUACCAUGCAAGCGUCAAUGCAUGUCUGGCACCGCUGGUCAGCGUAGACGGCAAGCACGUUAUCACUAUUGAGGGUAUUGGAAACGUCAAGAGGCCACAUCCUACACAAGAGAGAAUUGCAAAGGGUAAUGGCAGUCAAUGUGGUUUCUGCACACCUGGCAUAGUCAUGAGUCUCUAUGCUUUGCUCAGGAAUGAUUCGAGUCCUACAGAGCACGAGGUUGAGGAAGCUUUUGAUGGAAAUCUUUGCAGAUGUACGGGCUAUCGCCCCAUCCUGGAUGCUGCUCAGACAUUCAGUGCCGAGAAGUCAUGCGGCAAGGCUAAGGUUAAUGGUGGCGGUGGGUGUUGCAUGGAGAAUGGUAACUCUUCUGGCGGAUGCUGCAAAGACAAAGACCUCAAGGACGACCAGCCCAUCAAACGCUUUGCGCCACCUGGGUUUAUCGAGUACAAUCCAGAUACGGAACUCAUCUUCCCACCUCCUCUUACUAAGCACGAAUUCAAGCCGUUGGCCUUUGGGAACAAAAGGAAGCGGUGGUACCGUCCGGUGACCAUGGAGCAGCUCUUGGAAAUCAAGAGUGUGUAUCCAUCAGCCAAAAUCAUUGGUGGGAGUACGGAGACUCAAAUUGAGAUCAAAUUCAAGGCUAUGCAAUAUACAGCCUCUGUAUUUGUAGGUGACAUUCCAGAAUUACGACAAUUUACAUUCAAGGAAGAUCAUUUGGAGAUUGGCGGAAAUGUCAUUCUCACCGACCUGGAGAACAUCUGCCUCCAGGCCGUCGAGCAUUAUGGACCUGUGCGAGGUCAGGUCUUCACUGCAAUCCAUAAACAACUCAAAUACUUUGCAGGUCGUCAAAUCAGAAAUGUCGGUACACCUGCAGGUAAUCUUGCAACUGCGUCACCAAUCUCAGAUCUGAAUCCCGUGUUUGUUGCAUCAAACGCAAUUCUCGUGGCCAGAUCUCUAGACAAGGAGACAGAGAUCCCAAUGUCCCAAUUCUUCAAAGGCUACCGCACCACGGCUCUUCCACAAGAUGCGAUCAUUGCCAGCAUUCGAAUUCCCGUGACGAGUGCAAAGGGAGAGUUUUUGCAAGCAUACAAGCAAUCCAAGCGGAAAGACGAUGACAUCGCUAUUGUCAAUGCCGCUAUGAGAAUUUCCUUGAGCGAGUCUAACGUCGUAGAAAGCGUGGAUCUUGUUUACGGCGGCAUGGCCCCAACUACCAUAGCUGCGAAGACAGCCAAUGGAUACCUCGUAGGCAAAAAGUUUACGGAUCCUGCUACUUUAGAGGGUACAAUGAAUGCCUUGGAGCAAGAUUUCGACCUGAGGUUUGGAGUCCCUGGUGGUAUGGCCACCUACCGAAAGUCGUUGGCUCUUGGGUUCUUCUAUCGUUUCUACCAUGAAGUGCUCUCUAAGCUAGAGGUCAACGAAGCCGAUGUGGAUGAUGAGGUUAUAGAAGAGAUCGAGAGGAUGAUAUCUCACGGGAAAGAGGACCGAGAAUCCACAGUUGCCUACCAACAGAAUGUCCUUGGAAAACCGAAUCCUCACGUGGCAGCAUUGAAGCAGACUUGUGGAGAAGCGCAGUAUACUGAUGAUAUACCCGUUCAAAAGAACGAAUUGUACGGUUGUCUUGUCCUUUCGUCGAAAGCACGCGCCAAGAUUCUCUCGGUUGAUUAUUCUCCGGCGAUGGAUUUACCAGGAGUUGUCGAUUGGCUUGAUCACACAGAUAUGCCUUCUCCGGAAGCCAACAAAUGGGGAGCUCCUGUUUGUGACGAGGUCUUCUUUGCUGUUAAUGAAGUCUUCACAGCUGGCCAACCGAUUGGUAUCAUCUUGGCCGAUACCGCUCAACAUGCCACCGCUGGAGCCAGAGCUGUAAAGGUUGAUUACGAGGAGCUACCUGCGAUCUUCACGAUCGAAGAAGCUAUUGAGAAAGAAAGUUUCUUUGAGCAUUACAGGUAUAUUGAAAAUGGAGACCCAGAAAAAGCGUUCAAAUCAGCGGAUCAUGUUUUCACCGGAGUCACCAGAAUGGGCGGACAGGAGCAUUUCUACCUUGAAACACAAGCCUGUGUUGCUGUGCCUAAGCCUGAAGAUGGCGAGAUGGAGAUUUUUGCUAGUACUCAGAAUCCUACUGAAACUCAAACUUAUGUAGCCCAAGUGUGCAACGUGGCUGCCAAUAAAGUCGUCUCCAGGGUCAAGCGUCUUGGAGGUGGCUUUGGAGGGAAGGAAACAAGAUCCGUACAGCUGACCGGCAUUGUAGCUCUUGCUGCAAAGAAGACUGGUCGACCAGUCCGUUGUAUGCUGAACCGUGACGAGGACAUGGUAACCUCUGGUCAACGACACCCUUUCCUUGCAAGAUGGAAAGUUGCAGUCAAUAAGGAUGGGAAACUCCAAGCACUUGAUGCAGACGUCUUUUGCAACGCAGGCUGGUCACAAGAUCUUAGUGCCGCAGUUUGCGAUCGAGCAUUGUCCCACAUCGAUGGGUGCUACCUCAUCCCCAACGUCAAUGUUCGAGGCAGACUCGCUAAGACGAACACGAUGUCCAACACAGCUUUCCGAGGCUUUGGUGGACCUCAAGGUAUCUUCAUUGCUGAAUCAUAUAUGGAAGAGAUCGCGGACCGUCUGGACAUUCCAGUUGAGAGGCUUCGAGAGAUUAAUUUCUACAAACCGGAUGAACCCACGCAUUUCAGACAAGAGCUCAAGGACUGGCACGUGCCUAUCAUGUAUCAACAGGUUCAGGAUGAAAUGUCAUACGCAGAGAGGAGGGAGGCAGUGACUAAGUUCAACGCUACUCACCGCUGGAGGAAGCGAGGUCUUGCCAUUGUUCCUACCAAGUUUGGUAUCUCCUUCACUGCACUUUUCCUUAAUCAGGCUGGUGCUCUCGUCCACAUCUACCACGACGGCUCUGUCCUUGUUGCUCAUGGUGGUACUGAAAUGGGUCAGGGUCUACACACCAAAAUGCAGAUGAUCGCUGCAGAAGCAUUGGGCGUGCCCCUCUCUGAUGUCUUCAUCUCAGAAACGGCGACCAACACCGUUGCUAAUACCUCAUCUACCGCGGCUUCAGCGUCAUCCGACCUGAACGGUUAUGCCAUUUUCAAUGCCUGUGCUCAGAUCAACGAACGUCUCAAGCCAUACAGAGAGAAGAUGGGCCCAGACGCACCCUUAAAGAAGCUUGCCAGCGCCGCCUACUUUGAUCGAGUCAACCUAUCCGCAAACGGCUUCUACAAGACCCCCGACAUUGGAUACACCUGGGGACCCAACACGGGACAAAUGUUCUUCUAUUUCACGCAAGGUGUCUCGGCCGCAGAAGUCGAAAUCGAUACUCUGACCGGAGAUUGGACCUGUUUGCGAGCAGACAUCAAAAUGGACAUUGGUCGCUCCAUCAAUCCUUCCAUCGAUUAUGGACAAAUCGAAGGAGCGUUCGUCCAAGGCAUGGGACUCUUCACCAUGGAAGAAUCUCUCUGGUUCAGAGGCGGACCCAUGAAAGGCCAACUCGCAACCCGCGGUCCAGGUGCGUACAAGAUCCCAGGCUUCAGAGACAUCCCCCAAGAAUUCAACGUCUCGAUGUUGAAGGGCGUUGAAUGGGAGAAUCUCCGGACAAUCCAAAGAAGCAGGGGUGUCGGCGAACCGCCGUUGUUUAUGGGAAGUGUGGUUUUCUUCGCGAUCAGAGAUGCGUUGAAGGCUGCGAGGAAACAGUACGGCGUUGAGGCUACGAAGGGCGAGGAUGCGAAGAAUGAUGGGUUGUUGGUUCUUGAGAGUCCGGCGACGCCGGAGAGGAUCAGGGUUAAUUGUGUUGAUCCGAUUGUGAAGAGGGCGUAUGUGGAGCCGAAGGAGGGCGAGAAGAGUUUCUUUAUUUCGAUUUAGGGUUUCAGCAUUGUGGCUUGGUUGUGGACCGGAGUGAAAAGAACGGAAGUGGAAAUGGAUAUGAAUUACGGCCGGAUUGAAAUGAAUGUGUAUCAUUGACUAGAUUGUAAAGCCAGCAAUACCAUGGCAGUCUCAGCUUUUCAUGCUCUUGAUCUAGGCCGCUUUUAGCAACCAGUGAGAUACACGGUCAAGAGAGGAGACAGCAAAUAGUCAUUAGAGGAAAGAAAUACCUCAGAUCCACUCUGAAAAAUGUAGUUGUGGUAUUUACCUACAUAAAAUUGAAUAGUUCAUUGUCU
Molecule: messenger RNA, 4838 nt
Organism: Mollisia scopiformis
Lineage: Eukaryota; Fungi; Ascomycota; Leotiomycetes; Helotiales; Mollisiaceae
Product: putative xanthine dehydrogenase
Exons: 2
Coding region: 430-4542 (1370 amino acids)
Molecular function (GO): FAD binding; molybdopterin cofactor binding; iron ion binding
Source: RefSeq, a predicted model, not a curated record